UCAGCUGCAUACUAGUCUGAGUUAAGCAUUUUGUAAGUUGCUUUAAGCAGUGCCGACUCAUCGCUGAAAAGAUCUUUACCAAAACAUCUUUACACCCUUACUACUCCAGAUACUUCAAAGUUUCCUUUAUUAAUCAACGACGUAUCACUAAUUCUUCAUCUAACAAUAUGAUUAUAACACUAAAAAACUUGCAGCAGCAGACGUUUACAGUAGAAAUUGAUCCAUCGCAAACAGUAAAAGAUUUGAAACAAAAGAUUGAAACUCAAAAAGGUUUUCCUGCGAAAUAUCAAAAGUUAAUAUAUGCUGGAAAAAUAUUAACAGAUGAUCACCCAUUAGCAGAAUAUAAUAUAGAUGAAAAAAAGUUUAUAGUUGUUAUGGUGACAAAACUAAAAACUGGUAAUGGACAUACGACUGAAGAAGAACAUACUACAAAUACAGAUAAUAAAGAAGAAAGUAGUACAACCAGCUCAGUAGCACAACCUAGUUCAAACCCUACUGUUCAAGGAGCAUCAAAUCCUACUAAUACUGCACAAGAGCAAUCUGAAGCAAGUACUACUGCUGGAUGUGUUGGAGGUCAAGCUGAAAGUGCCUUGUUAAUGGGUGAAGAUUAUAAUACUAUGGUGAACAAUAUUGUGGAUAUGGGAUACGAACGUGAACAAGUUGAACAAGCGUUGAGAGCAAGUUUCAACAAUCCUGAUAGGGCUGUUGAAUACCUUUUAACAGGAAUACCAGCUCAGCUUUUUGAAGAUUUACCAGAAGAUCAACUUGAAGCACAAGAGCAACUUCAAGAUCAUGGUCAGCAUCCAUUAGCGUUUUUGCGAAUGCAACCUCAAUUUCAACAAAUGCGUCAAGUCAUUCAACAAAAUCCUCAGUUAUUAAAUGCUGUUCUACAACAAAUUGGACAAACUAACCCUGCAUUGUUACAACUUAUUUCACAAAAUCAAGAAGCAUUUGUGCGUAUGCUUAAUGAGCCUGUAGAAACUACUGGUGGUACAGGAGGGAGAACUACACCUGUAUCUGCAGCUAAUGUUACACCACCAACUGCUCCUGGUGGUAUAAGUGGAGGUCUUGGCGCUGGUAUAGGAGCAGGAUCGGAUGUAGAAGCUUCUGUAAUUCAGGUAACACCUCAGGAUAAAGAAGCUAUUGAGAGGCUGAAGGCAUUAGGAUUUCCGGAGCAUUUAGUUGUACAAGCCUAUUUUGCGUGUGAAAAAAAUGAAAAUCUGGCUGCUAACUUUUUGCUGUCACAAAGUCUUGAUGACUGAAGUAACGUACUUUAUUGAUUUCAUAAUAAGGAGUUAAAGGACUGAUAUAGGGUGGGUAAUUACACAGGCGUCUUUUUAUUUUGGACUGGUCAUCUUUACUUUGUAUAUAAGUAUGCACAUAUAUUUAUGUUACAUUAAUCCUUUAGCUAGAUGCUAAUCUUACAUUAGCAUAUUUGAUAAAUCAUACAAGUUUACUGAGACUAUAUACCAAAAUACUUUAUGCGUUAAAUUCUUGAUAGUUUUAAAUUAUCGAUUUCAAAAUAUAUAACUUUACACCUUUUUAAAUAUUUUGAGAUUGAAAUUUGAUAUUUUGCACAAGUGUCAUAAUCCAUCCUUGCAGUCUGAAAAUUACUCUUUGGCGAAACUUUUUGUUUUAUGAAUAUAUGGAACAGUGUAAUUACAUUUUUAUAUAAGAAAGCCUGGUUGUUUAAAGAAUUGAUAUACAAAAAUAUAAAUACUUUGUAGUAUUUAUAUGUUGGAGCUAUUGUACAAUUACACAUACAUAUAAAUCCGCAUUAAUGAACAAGGAUAUAUGUGUAUUUAAAACAUAUGUAUGUACAUGACAAGCACAUUUUGUACAUUUGAUAGGCUUUCUAAUAUAAAAAUUAUGUAAGUGCAUCCGUAUAUGUAUGAUUGCAUAUGUAUAUAUGUGUGUACUUGCGUAUAACUUGCGCCUAUGUAUGUAUGUAUAAAAAAGUCUCGUAUUUUUUAAACAAAAGUGGUGAAGAUAGUUAUUCAUUAAUAACACAUUAUAAGUCAUUUCAUUUGUCACCAAAUAACGAAAUGUAAGAAAUUCUCAAGUGAAAAGAAAGAAAAUUUAAAUAACAUAUACACAUAUAUUGUUUUAAAUUUGCUUUGACCUCGAUAUCUCAAUCCAUUCUUCAUCUGAAAAAAGCUCGAUUAACUUAUGACUACUUAGUUAAUAAGAAAUAAUCAUAUAUGAAAUAUCUUAAAUAGAUAAAUACAAGUUGACAUACAAGAACUAUGAAUCUAAAAAAAAAAAUUACAAUUAACUUUCUAUAAAAGUGAAGGCAAUGAGAUUAUUAAUAUUAUUAAACUGCAUUCAAUAGGUUGUAGCCUUAACAUAGUAAUAUGUAACUUAUUAGGAAUCGUUCGAAUUUUUAAGAUACUAGUACUGAUAUUAAAAUUUUAUUAGAAAUAUAGCACAAUGUAAAACAAAUACUAUUGCAAAAUUGCAUAUUUAAUAAAUAAAAAUGAUGAGUCUAGGCACAAA
Bombus terrestris (buff-tailed bumblebee) is the source of this 2496-nucleotide messenger RNA. It is a transcript of the gene Rad23, whose product is annotated as UV excision repair protein RAD23 homolog B. NCBI's taxonomy places the organism in Eukaryota, Metazoa, Arthropoda, Insecta, Hymenoptera, Apidae. Gene Ontology annotation, molecular function: damaged DNA binding; ubiquitin binding; proteasome binding. Gene Ontology annotation, biological process: nucleotide-excision repair; proteasome-mediated ubiquitin-dependent protein catabolic process. The transcript is spliced from 6 exons. Gene Ontology annotation, cellular component: nucleoplasm; cytosol. The coding region runs from base 168 to 1262 and encodes 364 amino acids. The record is from RefSeq and is a predicted model, not a curated record.